GAGGCGGCGGCGGCGGCGUCCGAGCGAGCGGCGGUGUUAAACAUUAAGUUGGCUUCUUAGAAAGCGAAAAUAAAUAAAUCAUGGCUUCCAGCAUGACUAACCCAGCUAACCAUUUGCCAUACUUCUUUGGCAAUAUUACACGUGAGGAAGCUGAGGAGUAUCUGAUGCAAGGAGGAGUGAGUGAUGGACUAUAUCUGCUUCGCCAAAGUCGGAAUUACCUUGGAGGCUUUGCCUUAUCCUUGGCCCAUGGAAGGAAGGUUCAUCAUUAUACAAUUGAGAGGGAGCUGAGUGGCACAUAUGCUAUUGCAGGAGGGAAGUCUCAUGCGAGUCCUGCUGAACUAAUUAACUAUCAUUCAGAGGAAGCAGAUGGCCUAAUCUGUCUACUGAGAAAACCUUUCAACCGACCACCAGGCAUUGAACCCAAAACAGGGCCCUUUGAAGAUUUAAAAGAGAACCUCAUCAGAGAGUACGUCAAACAAACCUGGAAUUUGCAGGGUCAUGCUCUUGAACAAGCUAUCAUAAGUCAAAAACCUCAGCUGGAGAAAUUGAUUGCUACUACAGCCCAUGAGAAGAUGCCUUGGUUCCAUGGGAGGAUUUCUCGGGAAGAAUCAGAGCACCGUAUCCUCAUUGGGUCAAGAAACAAUGGAAAAUUUUUAAUUCGAGAAAGGGACAGCAAUGGUUCCUAUGCCCUGUGUCUGCUCAACGAUGGAAAAGUACUGCAUUACCGUAUUGACAGAGAUAAGACAGGAAAGCUCUCCAUACCAGAUGGAAAAAGAUUUGACACCCUCUGGCAGUUAGUUGAGCAUUAUUCAUACAAACCAGAUGGAUUAUUAAGAGUUCUUACCAUUCCCUGUCCACGACUUGGCUUAGAAAGUGAUAAUGUUGUUUUUGACACUCGUCCCCUUCCUGGAACCCCUUCAAAGAGUUGGGCAAGAGGUGGAAUUAUCUCAAGACUCAAAUCGUACACCUUUCCAAAGGCUGGCAGCAAAAAGCUUCAGCCACCUAUUGGCUCCCCAUCUGAUGACCAAGCAGCUUUUAAUCCUUAUGUGCUACAAAGGACAAGAGGUCUUAUGGGAGCAGAGAAAGGUGAUCAGAGAGAGGCUUUACCCAUGGACACUGAGGUCUAUGAAAGUCCAUACGCUGAUCCAGAUGAAAUGAAACCAAAAAAUGUCACUCUUGACAGGAAAUUGUUAACCCUGGAGGAAGGAGAACUUGGCUCUGGCAAUUUUGGUACUGUAAAGAAAGGGUUCUAUAAGAUGAAAAAGGGUGCCAAGCCAGUGGCUGUAAAAAUUCUUAAGAAUGAGAGUAAUGAUCCAGCUGUAAAGGAUGAAUUACUGAGAGAAGCAAAUGUAAUGCAGCAACUGGAUAACCCAUAUAUUGUCCGAAUGAUAGGCAUAUGUGAAGCUGAGGCCUGGAUGUUAGUAAUGGAAAUGGCUGAACUUGGGCCACUGAACAAAUUUUUGCAAAAAAAUAGACAUGUCACGGAAAAGAAUAUAACAGAGCUGGUACAUCAGGUUUCCAUGGGGAUGAAAUACCUGGAGGAGAAUAACUUUGUGCAUAGGGAUCUGGCUGCAAGGAACGUGCUAUUAGUCACCCAACAUUAUGCCAAAAUCAGUGACUUUGGACUUUCCAAGGCUCUUAGCGCUGAUGAAAAUUAUUACAAGGCACAAAGUCAUGGAAAGUGGCCAGUCAAGUGGUAUGCUCCAGAAUGUAUGAAUUUCUACAAGUUUUCUAGCAAAAGUGAUGUCUGGAGCUUUGGGGUUUUAAUGUGGGAAGCUUUCUCUUAUGGGCAAAAACCAUAUAAGGGAAUGAAAGGUGGUGAAGUCGCACAGAUGAUUGAAAGAGGAGAACGAAUGGAACGUCCAGAAGCUUGUCCAACAGAAGUCUAUAACUUAAUGAAAUUGUGUUGGACAUACAAUGUUGAUGACCGACCAGGAUUCGUUGCAGUUGAGCUGAGAUUACGUAACUACUAUUACGACAUUUCCCACUAACAACAUGAAGAACAGCAGCUGCCUUGUCUUCAGCAAACGUCUUCUAAGAAGCAGUUCAGUUUCCAAAACCAAGUGACUUGGAUUUUGUACUUCCACUUUUACCAUAUAAAGCUCAGAGCUAAGCCCUGUGUGUAGGUUUGCCUUUUCUUUCUUGCUUGCAGAAUAGCAAGCUCCUAAAUAAAGUUGAAAACAUUGGGAACACAAAGUGAGCAGCACAAAUGUAAGUGCAGAUGCUUAGACUUUUGCUACCUUCCAUAAUUUUUUUACAGCUUUAUAUGCUUUACAUUUUUGUCAUGUAUAAGUAUUUAAAGUCUUUCAUCCCUCUUCCUGUAUUGUAUUUGAGUUCAGAUGGGGAUUUAAAUUCUUGUAAAUAAUUUUCUUAGCUCUUAAAUGGACAAGUAUUGUUACAGCUUUCCCCCUACCUAAGGAAGAAUAGCAUAAACACUUCUCACAGUGAAGGAAAUAUGCUGUGAAAGUGUCAGUCAUUUUGACUGACAGUGUGCUUGAUUUUACCCCCAAGCUGCUUUAUAACCAAAGUCUGUUCUCAGUAGUAAGGUAAGCAGCAAGAAACCGGGAGAUGAGAAUUUCUAAUGUGUAAAGAGGAAUCAUCAGCUCUUAACUUUUAAGUGUACACAACUCCUCUCUUUUCUCACCUCAUGUGGAAGCCCAGCUGUCCAUCAGGGUGUUAUUUUUUUCUUGGUGGAACCUGGGAACUCAGGGACUUGCUCUCACCUUUGGACAAAGUGUAUCAGCACCUUAGACAAUGACUCUGGGUUUUAGCCUGAAGUCCGUAAGUGUGGUUCCUGAAAAGGCAGCUGUGCACUGAAAGGUGAAGGAGCAGCAACUUUUUCCUUUGUGUGGUCUGAGCCUUCUCUAGACAUUCCAUGUUCCUCUUUGGAUAUACCAAAGCUUCUUAUGUUUUGUUGAGUGGCAACCAUUUCUUUUUUUCAAGCCUUUCUUGAAAAGCAUUUGUGAGAAUUUACCACAGCUUAUAACCUCUGAAACUAAGUUUCAGUCCCAGAUAAAAUAUUUUAAAAUAUGCUUAAAGAUAUCCAUUUUUCUUUCAUCCUCUCCUAAAUGUUACUAUUUAUCCUGUUACUAAUGCUAGUGAGCAUCUCAGGAAAAGGUGUUUGUUUUACCUUUUUUUUUUUUUUUGUAAUGGCCCAAGCAGGGUUUCCAGUACUGUGUAAGUAUAGCAAUGAUAAUUACAAAUUAUGUAACAAAUUUCUAUUCCCAUUUUUUACCUUUAUGUGUUUUUUGUCCAAUCUCAUUUUAAAUAUACUAGAAAUCAAAAUUUCUGCUUGUGUGUUCCCCACAAGCAGGCACAUUACAGGCACUUACAUGUAUCUCAGGAUUCUGCUAGAUAUAGAGAUUUUAGAAGAAUAUGAAAAAUAAGAUUUAGAGUUAGGUAUACUUGUUGAAUACAGCUGUUUAGAGCAUAUGUUUUUAGUUGUUUGAACAGGGUAUUCUUAGAGAUGCAGUGAUAUUUUUUCUCUAGGAAAGAAAUUGUGUGAGCAAUUACAAUGAGAAAGCAUGAAAUAAUUUGCAUAAAAUAUGACUAUAAAAAUGUGGGAUUUACUGUAAAACUGUUUGUUUCUUUAUACUCAUUUUAUGGUCUAUUUAAAAAAAAAAAAAAAAAAAAGCCUAGUUUUUUUUUGGUAGUUUUGUUUUGCAGAAUCCAGUGCUAGACACUUCAGAAAGCACAUGCUACUGCAAGAUACUGAGUGCAAUAGGCCAUGUUUCAAAUGUGAGUCAAACGUGACUUAUAUCCAAGAUAAUUUUUUUAUUAUUACUUUUAGAAAACAGUUUUUCAACAUGAACAGCUUGAGUAGAUGUUGCCCGUAGUUAUAUAUAGUUGUUUAUUAGCAUUAUCCCUAUUGCAAAGAAACUGUCAGCUUUACAUGUGCAAUUGGUACAUUCAUGGGGAUAUCAGUCAUAAAUCAAUUGCACAAAUCAAAACAAUUGCACAGCCAGUGAGUGACAGCACUCUAUUUCCCUGAAAUAUAUAUGUAUAUAUGUUUUUUAAAAUUUUACCUAGUAUUAGAAAACUGGAGGAAUAGUUCUUCCCCUCUCUUCUGAGUGAAUGUCUCUUUUGGUGUUGCUUGAUUGUUUUUAGUUUCACUGUUCUGUAAUAAAAGUUUACAAUAAGGAUAUGAAGUAUUUUGAAAUAACUGGAUUAGAUUUUUAAACUGAGAUUAAAGACAUUGUUUUAGAAAAUCUGCUGUUUUAACAAGAAUCCUUCAGAUUUAAAAUGCUUUCUGAAAAAUGCUGAUGAUGUGCAGAGCUUGUGUGUUUACUGAAUUACUGUGGUUGUUGUAGAAAACUGAGAUGCCCUUAUUGACACUGAAUGGUACCUGACAGGACAGAUAAACCCACUAAGGCCUGAGGCUGCUUUUGGGAUUAUUCAGGACUAGCAGGAAAAUCCCUCAAAAUAUGUAUGUUGUUAUUACACCUAAGCCUUCCCAAGAUACUGUAUUUCAGUGACACUGUGCGGCAUCUAGGAAGUUAGAGGUGCUGGGAGCCAGUGCAUCACAUAAGCUAUCCAAGAAUUUCUGCGUUACAGGUAUCAGCUGUGCAGGGUUUAAAGUCACAUUAGUCUGCACAGAGCCUCCCUUAAACGUGCAGGUCACUCUUUUAGAUAUUCUGAAAUAACAGAGAGAUCUUAACUUUUUCAUUUAGCUUUUGCUGCAAGGACAAGUCUCCAGGAAAGCAAAAGCUGGAUGUGACUGAAUUUGAGACUGAAUAAUAACAAAGGCAGACAACUCCUCAAGCAGGUACUUCCAGCUUCCCAUUUGUAGGAAUGUGCUAUAAACAGCCACUGGUAUGAAGAGGCCUUUGUCUUUGUGUGUGUGUGUGUAGAUUUGCUUAUUAUUAAUAUUGUAUUAAUUUUAGAUUGAUUCAUAACAGAAAUGUCAUUCGGCAAUAUAGCCACACAAGUAAUUGUCACAGCAGAGCUUAAGGGGUAGUAAACCUCAGCAUGGAGGCAGGGGAGCUGGUGUGAGUGACAUGCAGAGGAAGAAGCAGGUGAGAACAUGUAAAACCAGCUUUUCUUAGAAGGAAAAUACACCGUGUUUACAGCUUUGUAAUUUAGGGCUCAAAACUACAAAUGCAUGUUUAUUUUUGAGAAUGGGAGGAGUUCAUCCACCUUUUUCCAUACAGACCAACCCAAACUGCAUAAAAAACCCUGCACCAAUCUCCACCUAAUUCAAACGCUGUGAAAAACCGGGAAAUUUAAGCAGAGGAUGAAAAAUAUCCAUACAUUUUAUUUCUGGAAUGAUUGCAGUCAGAACUGCAGGUUCAAUAAAGUGAGCAUCUGAGAACGGC
Molecule: messenger RNA, 5315 nt
Organism: Anas platyrhynchos (mallard)
Lineage: Eukaryota; Metazoa; Chordata; Aves; Anseriformes; Anatidae
Source: RefSeq, a predicted model, not a curated record